UACUCAUAACAACCAUGUAUUUACUCUAUUGUAGAAGAUUGUUGUACAACCCGGUUACAUGUGUGGGAAUGAAAGAGUAAGAUAAGGACUGCUUCUGUCAGUGGGAUGCUGGGAUUCCUGCGCUUCAGAGGUCACGGCCAUCACAUGGUCACCUGGUGUGUGUUGAGGUCCUCCAUCCAGGCCUCCCUCCCCCCUCUCCAACACACACACCUCACCCAAACAGCACACCUCUGUGUACGUGCUGCACCCCCUUCUGGCCUCUCCCGUCUUAGGCCACCCGCAGGGCAAAGAGAUCCCACUCUCCUCCGAGAUCACCUUACCGUUCAGCGCAGGAGUCAGCAUGCCCCAUAUUCCCAGGGUCCCACGCAACAGGGCCCCAAACCCGGCACUGCGACAGCGAAGUUCCGUCUGCAGACCCGCCUGGCGGUGACGGUGCUGUUCGGCGCGGGCAUCCUGGGCACUUGGUGGUACGUGCGCAAGGAGAAGCAGGACAAGCUCCAGAGGCAGCGGAUCGAGCAGCUCCGUAAGGUGGCCAUCGGCCAGGGAGACUUCAGCCUGCUGGACCACACCGGCCAGCGGCGCACUAAGCGCGACUUCCUGGGCAGCUGGUCGCUGCUCUACUUCGGCUUCACUCACUGCCCGGACAUCUGCCCCGAAGAGCUGGACAAGCUGACUAGCGUGGUGACGAUCCUGGACGAGGACGCUAGCCUGCCGCGUGUCCAGCCACUCUUCUUCACGGUCGACCCCGAGCGCGACGACGUAGCGGCCAUGCAGAAGUAUGUGAAGGACUUCCAUCCGCGCCUGAUCGGGCUCACCGGCACGCCGGACGAGAUUAAGCUGGCAGGCCGAGACUACCGGGUGUAUGCCAGCGCCGGACCCAAAGACGAGGACGGAGAUUACAUCGUGGACCACACCAUCCUUAUCUACCUGGUCAACCCUGAUGGACUCUUUCUGGACUACUACAACAGGAUGAAGGACGACAAGCAGAUCGCAGAGAGCAUACGCAACCACAUGAAGAACUUUGUCAGACUAUUCACAGACUAAAAGGUGGAUCUACUGGUGUGGCCGACAGGCUGUGGGUUUAUGAAUGUGAAAUAAAGUGUGAUUAAAAAGUG
Molecule: messenger RNA, 1115 nt
Organism: Clupea harengus (Atlantic herring)
Lineage: Eukaryota; Metazoa; Chordata; Actinopteri; Clupeiformes; Clupeidae
Gene: sco2
Product: synthesis of cytochrome C oxidase 2
Biological process (GO): mitochondrial respiratory chain complex IV assembly
Source: RefSeq, a predicted model, not a curated record